CAAAGCCACAACUGGAAACCAUCACCCACCACACCGGAUUGCAUCAAGGGAAACUGAACCAAUCUACCUAAGUGAACCCAGAGCAACCAACAUUCGUGAAGCUUCCACACAUCGCAUCACACACGCAGAGGCACCGCAGAAACGCACCUCCGCAGGCGCGCGCUCACACACACAAACGCAAGAGCUGCUUGUGUCUGAUCAGCGUGUUUCGACAGGUUCUUUCUGCGGGCUGGUCUUCAUUUUUUCGUGCAUUGAUAUACGCCGGCACCUCUCCCAGUAAACAUGACUCGCCCGGUCCUCGCUCGCUAAACCGAACCACAACGCUGUCCUUAUCGAUACCCUACACGAGAUAUAGCUACAACAGGCUUCCAGCAGCAUUGCUUACAAGACGAUUUCGAUGCCAAACUCGUAGCUCAGGGGAGCUUGGACUGAGUGGCUGGGACAGGUGUCACAAGUCAGACAGAGUCCUCGAGUUGAUAGCAACAGCAAAGGGACCCCACAUAAUAACCCGACAAUGGGAAAUGGGCGAGAUCAGAUGAGGGCGGCUACUGCUACUCCGCAGGCGCCUAGCCUUGAGAGCUUUCCUAAUGAGAUCAAACUCCACAUACUAUCGUUCCUCGAAGCACCGCACAUUACGAACCUGCAACUGGUAUCCCGCGCUUUUCGAGACCUUGGACGAGACAAUAGCUUCUGGCGUUCGCGAUGCCUGCAAGAAUCUUCCUUUCUCGAAAGUCUCGAACGACGACGGGCGUUUGGCCGGCUAGCCACCCAGGGCCUCAGCGGAACAUUUCAGAUCCAGCCCGAUGAGAGUGCAAUGGGGACAAUUUGGCAAGGCGCUUAUCCUUCGCCCGACAGCAGCAGCACCAACACUCCUGGCAAUGGAAGCUGGGCGACACCGCCAACGCCGACAAUUCUCAAGAGCUUUCGCGCAUCCAGCAAGAAGGAGCAGAUGCGGAUCAUGGCCAACUGGGACCCCUGCUUUCCUACCGAGAGGGUUUCCUGGUAUGAGGAGUAUAUCCAGCGUCAUGCACCCGUUGUCAUCAACUGGCUUCCGCUUCCCCAUGUUAAUGGCCCCAAGUCCGAAUACGUUGAGGCAAGAGGUGUUGCUCUGUACCGGCCUGACAAUCCCCGUCCUGAGCAUGGUGUUGAGGCAGCUUCUGAUGAAACACUCCUUGCUGUAUCGCCGCUAGACGAUGGCAGUGUCUGCAUCUGGGACGUGAAUGGAGCAAGAGGACGAAAGGGAGCGAUGCUAGCUAAGAGCGCACCCGGGCUUCUGCUGAUAAACGGCCCAGGUACAGAUAACAGCAAGCGGUCGCAACGGGUAGACUCAGGCGUUACCGAAUGUGUCAGUGUUGACAGCAGCCUUCAUCGAGCUUUUUUUGCAGUCCAAAACCACAUUAUCGAAGUUGAUUUGCAGAGACUCUCUGUUGUCGACUGCGAAUCAUUUCCUUGGUCUAUUACAGCCUUAUCCGCGGCCAGCCCUACAGUACCACUCACCGUUGGAACGAAUCUAGAACUUCACCUGCACGACUAUCGUUCCCGGCGACGGUUUCGAAGUGCCCCUGAAGACGACCAAGUUGACUUCAACUUUACCGGCGCACAGGCUAUGUACGAACGUGGGAUCAGAAACAUCUUCAGCGACGAGCCGGUUGGCUCCUGGACAUCACUUGCGCAACCGGGACCGUUGAGUAUUCUACAUCUUCAGCGGCCCGGCCAACAAGCGGAGUUGUCAGACGACAUAUACGUUGCUGGUCGAUUUUCGCACAUCCUACAUUAUGACAGACGUAAUUUGUCAAGAAUCAGAGGGUCGAUCAACUCGAAAGCAAGACUAUGCAGCAUGGCAUCACUCCCCUCCCCCUUCUCUAAGCGAGACAGUGAGCUUCGGCGCAAAGGAGAACUCACAUUGCAACAAGUCGAGGGGUCGAAGAGUCUUAAUGGCGGCAGAACUUUGAUCGCCGGUGGAGACUAUAACAUGAAAGGUUCCCUCGAGAUUUAUGGCCUAGCACCACCAGACUCUGGUAAAACUUUGAUGGGGGACUUGGAUGACUUUGCGUACCAGAACCGUCAGUCAGCGUCAGCCUCAAAGGUUCUCUCGGUUGCGAACCAUGGCACCCGGAUUGUUUUCUCGGACGGAUCCGGCUACAUAAAGUGGUUCGAAAGGGACGGCUUCACCGAGGUCCGCCGGUGUAGGAUCGGGCACAGCGAAGAGGCUCAAGGGCCAUCUAUUUUUGCCUCAAUGCCAGGCUCCUCGGACAUAGCCAGGAAACUACUCCCGACACGGGCAGGCGAAGCCAAGCAGAAGAUCAACGACAAUGGCCUGCUGUUUUGGACGGGUGAGAGGUUAGGGUUGUUGAACUUUAGCGCGCGCCCCGGCUUUACAGCUGAGGAGUUCGAGGAGAAAGUUGAGGCUGUCGACGACGAGACACGGGCAAAAGAGCGGGAGGAGAGAGAUUACACUGAAACAAUGCGUCGCGCAUUGCAGAAUCACACUGACGGCAUCAUGUUUACGAGACACUUUGGCCUCGGCAACGGUUCUUUGAACUGAUUGCCCGCCCCAUCUGCCUGGCUAACACUCGUUUCGGAAAUGGAUAUGCUGUGCGCCGCUAAACGUUGGCGGGCAAUUACUUUGGAAUAUGAUCGGAUCGAAGGUCAUGAUGGCUAUCGAGGCUGGAUACAAUGUCAGUGCCCUAUAAAGACGAGCAGCGAUAAUUGACUCAUUGAUGAUAACGACGGGUGGUUCUUUGAGGAGUUUUAGGGGUCCUACGCCGUUUGCAUGUCGUUUUGAGUGGAUAGCUAGAGAUAUACCCAAUACAUAAGAGGAUUAGCGAUGUAU
Molecule: messenger RNA, 2833 nt
Organism: Neurospora tetrasperma FGSC 2508
Lineage: Eukaryota; Fungi; Ascomycota; Sordariomycetes; Sordariales; Sordariaceae
Exons: 3
Coding region: 515-2545 (676 amino acids)
Biological process (GO): protein polyubiquitination
Molecular function (GO): protein binding
Source: RefSeq, a predicted model, not a curated record